Lolium perenne is the source of this 975-nucleotide messenger RNA. RefSeq names its product nuclear transcription factor Y subunit B-3. Gene Ontology annotation, biological process: regulation of transcription by RNA polymerase II. The record is from RefSeq and is a predicted model, not a curated record. Gene Ontology annotation, cellular component: CCAAT-binding factor complex; nucleus. Lineage: Eukaryota; Viridiplantae; Streptophyta; Magnoliopsida; Poales; Poaceae. Gene Ontology annotation, molecular function: protein heterodimerization activity; DNA-binding transcription activator activity, RNA polymerase II-specific; RNA polymerase II cis-regulatory region sequence-specific DNA binding.
ACCCGGCCAUUCCCGACCACCCUCUCCAUGGCUCCACUCUCUCCUUGUUGCACAUAAUCUCUCAAGAACACCGACGCCUCGACACUUUUUUCAAAAUUUUCGUUGGUUGGUAGAUUACACUGACUCGUACACUCGUGCCGAAAGCAUGAUCGGAGUGGUUUGAUGUGACCAGCUGUUUGCUCUGCUCUCUUGAGCCUUCUCUGUUUCUCUGAUUUGAGGCAGAGGAGGUAGAAGAGAGAGUGGGGGCCAUGCCGGACUCGGACAACGACUCCGGCGGGCCGACUGGCGGCGAGCUCUCGUCGCCGCGCGAGCAGGACCGCUUCCUGCCCAUCGCCAACGUGAGUCGGAUCAUGAAGAAGGCGCUCCCGGCCAACGCCAAGAUCAGCAAGGACGCCAAGGAGACGGUGCAGGAGUGCGUGUCGGAGUUCAUCUCCUUCAUCACCGGCGAGGCAUCCGACAAGUGCCAGCGGGAGAAGCGCAAGACCAUCAACGGCGACGACCUGCUCUGGGCAAUGACCACGCUCGGCUUCGAGGACUACGUCGAGCCGCUCAAGCACUACCUCCACAAGUUCCGCGAGAUCGAGGGCGAGAGGGCGGCCGCGUCCACCGGCGGAGGCUCCACUUCCAGCACGCCGCAGCUGGCCGAGUUGCCGAGAAAUAACAAUGCCGGCGGCUACGUCGGGUAUGGCGGCGCCAGCCCUGGCACCGGCCCUGGGAGCGGCAUGAUGAUGAUGAUGGGGCAGCCCAUGUACGGUUCACCGCCGCCGGCACAGCAGCAGCAACAACAGCAUCAGCAGCAGCAGCAGCAGCAACACCAUAUGGCAAUGGGAGGGAGAGGUGGCUUUGGCCAUCACGGAGGCAGCGGCGGCGCCGGGUCACAUGGUAACCAAUAGUUGUUUUCCGGUAAUUAAUUGUUUGUUACUUGAUGAUGUACGCAUGAGAAACUGCUAAUCUGAGGCCUGAGUUUUGCUUCAA